This is a messenger RNA of Microplitis demolitor, 13624 nucleotides long. It is a transcript of the gene Rbcn-3A, whose product is annotated as dmX-like protein 2. Gene Ontology annotation, biological process: vacuolar acidification. Gene Ontology annotation, molecular function: protein binding. The coding region runs from base 219 to 10331 and encodes 3370 amino acids. The transcript is spliced from 22 exons. Lineage: Eukaryota; Metazoa; Arthropoda; Insecta; Hymenoptera; Braconidae. Gene Ontology annotation, cellular component: RAVE complex. The record is from RefSeq and is a predicted model, not a curated record.
GUCUCACUGGUGGAUCAUCACCGUGUCACGUCAAUGAUUUCAACUAGUCCAAGUCCUUGAGGGUUUCAGCUUGUGUAGUGUGUAUUAACUAUAUCACCAUCACCAGCUUUAACCCAUCAUCUGUCACUCGACAUUUAAAUAAUUCAGUCAUAUAUUUAACAGCAAGUUACAACAAUUAAAAUAUGAACUGAAUAAAUAAUAAGUAUACAAUAAUAAAUAUGAAUCGCCAUCAGAUAUUGAGUGGAGCCUGCAAUGCAGGCGACCGCUGUUAUGCUGUCGGCUCUGUUGAAGGAAUAUCAUUUACUGCAUAUGCGGCAGGCUGUAAUAUUGUCAUACUUGCUAGUAAUUUUGAAAGAGUUCAAAUAAUACCAGGAGCUAUUCAUAAUUAUAUCAGAAUAAGUUGUCUUGAUUGUAGUACAGACACUGGAAAAAUAGCAGCUGCUUAUGAAAAUCAAAUUUGUAUAUUUGAACCGACUCCACUUAUUCAUAGCACUUGCUCACAUCAACUGGAGUACAGAUGGGUUCAAACAGGAACUUUAUUAACGGAUUCAAACAUCACAUCGUUGUCAUGGAAUUUAGAAGGCACUCGAUUACUAACUGGUGGGGAGCUUCUGCAGUUGUGGCAUCAAAAUAUUCAACCAUUUCAAGAAGAACAGACAAAAGCAAAAACACAAACGGAAGAAACGACAACAAAAGAAGCCGAACAAAAUGUUACGGGAAAUUCAUCACAAGAUCCCGACGGAGUUACAUUUUCCAUUGGCGGGGAAGCAGAAAGUCCUGGUCCAGGUGAUUCAGCGGCUGCUAAUGAUCCAGGUUCAUGGAGUUGUGUUUGGAAAUGCCGAACAGCAACGCCGGUUCAUCUGAUGAGCUUCAGUCCUGAUGGUACUUUGUUCGCUACCACUGGACGUGAUGAUAAAUUAGUUAAAAUAUGGUUUGAAAAUAAAAAUCUUUUUCCAAUGCGAAGUAUGGAUCAAUUGAGUUACUGUCAGUCGUUGUUACAUGACAGCUAUAGCUUUGUUUACAUAGCUCAUCCACGCGCGGUGACACACUUAUCGUGGCGGAAGACUAGUAAAUAUAUGCCGAAGGGCUCUGUAUCAAAUAUGCUGGUAACAUCAUGCCGCGACAACAUAUGUCGCGUGUGGGCUGAAACAAUACCACCCGAGAUCGAAGGGCUGGCUAAUAUGAGCCAAUUUGAAGGCUCCGAUAGACAUGGACACCAUGGUAAACAUCGUCAUCACAGUAUGCACAAGCAUCGGUUUAUGCAACGCCUUAAACACAUGAAGACAUGUUUCCAUAUAAGACGUCAUGCUAAACAGCAGCAGCAUCAAGCUGGUCAUUCCGCGCCAACUCUACCUACCUUACCUUCGACCUACUCCGUUCAUGAUUUCCAUAAUAAUUAUCAAGGUUUUGGUCACUAUCCCGGAAUGCACUUUCAUUUAGCUGCCAGCAUCAACGCUGAAACUGAUAUACCACUGGUACCAAGUCUCAUUACCGGAGAUCCUGACAGAGAACCAAAUUUUAUAUUACACUGGUUAAAUAAUAAAGAAAUGUACUUUACUAUGCAAGCGGAAGGUAUUCUUCAGGAGCUUACGCGAAAAGUAGUAGAAAAAGAAGAAGGCCUACGUAAUCAUGAAGCAGAUCAUGCUGAGCAUGAUUCCGAGGACGAACAUACACCAAGCAACAUCUUAUCGUGUUACGGUUUGGCGCAUUCUUUAGAGAAAGGACCGAAGCACCAGUCAAAUAAGUCAGGAGUCGGCGGCAGGACGACAAGUCAAGAUGAGCACAGCAGUGAUGAGCAUCACACAGCACAUACUGGAUCUUCACAUCACAGUUUGCCAUACAGUGGACACUCUCACCAAAGUCUGAGCAAUACUACCUCGAUAAAUUCCAUAGCUACAGAUGCAACAUCAACGAUAAAUCAUACACCGGACUCACUGGACACUAAAAUAGAAACUUUGCUACGUGACUGGCAUCACAAUCCUGAUCUUUUGUUCUCAAUCCAUCCGAUUGACGGUAGUUUUUUGAUAUGGCACAUCGAGUGGCUUGACGAAUAUCACCCAGGCUCAUUCAGACAAGCUCAGAUAUCAUUUUCUACGCGCAUACCCAACGCAUUUCCUCUAGGUGAUGCCUCGACAAUGAGCCACAACGUGUCUAUGUAUUCACACAACACAGGUGGGCCCCUUCUGAGCAUACGAGAAGUGGCCAAGUCGGUUUCAAAACCAGCUGAUCAUCCUGAAGUUGCUACUCCACUACCUAGUCUUAUUGAACAGGAUGAAGAUCAGUCGACGUUAACUUCAAAAGCUGGACAAGAAUUGUUGCAAAAUGUCCAAACGUUUGUUACUUCUAAAGACAAUGCGAAUGCUGGAGAAGAUGCUACUGCGGAAGCUGCUAAACAGGGUCAAGAUGCCGUUAAUGAUAUGCUAAGACACCCGAGUCCGAUGGUAUCAAUGGUUUCGAAACACUCUAAUGGAACUUUGAAUCUUUGGCAACUGACGUUUGGUGACAAGACUAAAUUUUCCCAAGUAUUGAGUAUCGGACAUGCUUGUCGGGCUUCAGGUCAUCGGUUUCGUGUCAAUGACAUCACUUGUCAUCCAGUUUUACCUCUAUUGGUAACAACAUCUCAUCACAAUAUUCCCGAAUUUAAUCCCCCGAAUCCGGACGAUGCAGAAAGUGAGACCAUUGGAAAUCAUAAUAAUCAAUCUCACAGCAAUGAUUUAUUAUCAGCAACUGGUUUUUGCAGUGAAUUAAUUCUCUGGCGCGUUGAUCCAGUCGGUCCAUUGUCUAAAAGCGGCGGAGUAUCUGAAUUAGCGCGUAUUAAUUCGCUUGAAAUUUCAGCAUUCAGCAACGUCGCGUGGAUUCCCACACUAUUACCCAGUACAACUCUAGGAAAUCUUUCAAAUUCCGCGAGUGCCUGCUUCGUCGCCAGUGACGGUCAAUGUUUACGGGUUUACCAGGCAGUUAUUGAUGCACGGACACUGCUAGCCGAGGUGUCAAUCAGCGAGAGAAAAAGCCGGAUGAUGGAUUCCAUGGCAAGUUUGUCAACAGACAUAUCAUCAGAUGACGGAGUCCGACAUUCUAUUCACGACAGAAUAAAAAUAGUUUCGCAGCAAUCAACUGCACGGCCAGGUUGUAUAAUUCAACUUGACGCCAUCUCCGACGCAACGCAUGACUGGCAAAAUACGCAAUUUCUUCAUGUGUUUCAAGAGCAACUCAUCACCGGUGAACGUAACGACGAGAAACAACCGGGAGUUGACACAUCAGCCAAUGACUUAGGACUAAUGGAGUCGACUCUCGAUGCGAUGGUCGAUCUCCAGCAGUCAGCAAUCUUCGAGGAACCUUUUUACAUCGUCGUACUUGAGAGAACGACCAAAGGAUCUACUGUGCACAUGUGGCGACUAGUCAUUGCUUCCCAGCCGGAAACAAAUGGACUCACUGGCUCGAUGAUGUACGUGCCAGAUUCCCACUUAGUCCAAGAUGAAGACGAAGAAGGCACUCCGGGUCGUCACUCUGAAGGCAGACGAUCUCGCAGACAAAGUCAGACAACUGGUGGCAGAAGUAGAAGAUCAAGUCAAGCUGACUAUGAUUCUUCUUUCGCUCAUCAUCAUCACCAUCAUCACAACAGCCAUGUCCUCAUAACAACAACAAAAGUUUGUACUCAAGAAUUGCCACUUCCUGAUGGGGUUGAAGUCGUUCACGCAUCGCCAGCCGCCGGACAUCUCAGCAGUUCAUCAAUUUAUCCAGCUUGUUUUGCCCCUUAUAUUAUCGUCACCGCGUGUAAUGACAGCACUGUACGUUUUUGGAAGUGCAAAGUAACGAAAAAUCAAGAUGAUCAACUGUCAUACGAGUGGUGCGAAUGGGAAAUGUUUAGAAAAGAUCAAGAAUCAGCAAUUGACAUCUCAGGAACGCCAUUAAAUGUCAGUGCUGCUUAUAGCGGGCGUAUUGCCUGUGCUUAUAAAUACGGAAAAUCAUUUACACGUCCAACAAAAGCUGAUCCAGACUCACGUUAUGUUAAUUUAUGUGUUGCUAUUUAUGAAUGUGAGAGUACUGGUGGCAGUGAGUGGAUACUAGAGGAUACCAUUCAUCUUAAAAAUAUUCAUUUACCUCGUAUUCAAGUUGAUCAGCAUUUAGAUUUGAGUUAUUUAUAUGACAGUAGAUUUUUACAAAAGAAACAACGUUUAAAUCAAGUCUUACAAACACUCAGUCAUGAAGAUAUAAGAUCACCGAGAAAUGGUGACAGUGAAGCUAAAACUACUGCUGGAUUAUUGGCAGUGCCGUCAUUUAGUACACUGCAGUCAUUACGUAAAUCAAUUAUUGAAAAUGGUAAUACUUGUCCAUUAACUCAGAAACAUUUAGUUCAACUUGACUGGGUAUCCAAAGAAGACGGUUCUCAUAUUUUGACAGUAGGCGUUGGUUCUAAAAUAAUGUUAUUUACACCAGUGUGCUCGGAUCUCGCUCAAGCAAAUAUGAAAGCUAUGAAAGAAUCGAAAAAUAAUAAUCGUCCAAUAUUAAGAAAAACUUCAUCACUUGCGCAGCCUCAAUUCGUUGAUGAAAUUCGCUGGAUGAAGCUGAGGAAAAUUCGGCUAACAACUGCCGAUGGAUUACCACCACUGCCGAUGCAAAUAUCUUGGGUACGUGAUGGUAUUUUAGUCGUAGGAAUGGACUCCGAAAUGCAUGUUUACUCGCAGUGGAAACCGAACCCGAAAAAUGAGUGUCUUCACUCGACUCUGCAGCACCAAGAGUCUGAUGAAUUUCAGGCAUCGCGAAAUUUACGUGACGAAGACUUGAGAACUUUAGCACAAGAGACAUCACAAAGAAGACUGGCCAAUGUAUCAUCAAUACCUCAUUUGUCUCGUGUGAGUAGUAUUAAUUUAACGAUGCUAGAUAUUAAACGUAAGCGCGGACUACAAAGCGACACUGUGACAUUUGAUUACAUGCCGGAUUACGGAUUAUUUGAAGCUUCGCGUAUCGCUUGUCCAGUUUUACCUCAGUACCACCCGAAGCAACUUAUGGAACUUUUACACUGUGGAAAAAUACGUUGGGUAAAAGCCAUACUCGCGCAUCUGGUGAAGUGUAUCGCAACUACCUGCGGUGCUAAACAAGACGAUGAAAAUUACUCUAAGCAACGGAGCGGGUGGACACGGACACGUACUAUGUCUGUUAAUUACACGGGAACAAGUUCACCUCUCGAGCAGCGGGGGUCGACAACUCAAAUUCCUGAAGAGUUUUUGCUCGAUUACGCGGAGAUUGUUUUCAUAACACCGCUGCCACUUUGGCGUUUGCUGAAAGCUGACAAAGAGUCAUCUGCUACGCAGACGCAAGAUGAAGAUAAGCAGGACUACAAUGAACUUUUUGAUGGUCACAUUGAUGAAGAAGAAUCUUUGGAUGCCAUGUUAGAGGAGAGCUAUGACAGUUCGCGGCAAAUGGAUCGCAGAUCAUCAAUUCCUGAGAAACAAAGUGGUGCUCACUUCGGACCACGUGAAGGCCGUCAGUUGUCCCAAAUGCUGACGCACUCUCAUCUCCCAGGACUGUCUAGUUUGGAUCAGAUGCAUUUACUUGCUCUCGCUGACACUGUAUCAACUUGUGACGUCGAUUUCGCCGAACGGUUUGCUAUCGAUGCGGCAAAGACUGCGAUAGCCAAAGAAAAUCUCACUGGUAUUCCAGACAGCGAAAGUGUUUCAACAAAUUCCCUUGAUGAUUGUGGUCUGAGAUUUCUUCUCGCAAUGAAACACUACAAUUAUCUUAUCCGUUGCCUUCCGCUGUCGCAACGCGCACAAUUUCAAAAACAAGGAGUAUCAACAAACAAUUUAGUGUGGGCAUUUCACUCAGAAACAGAAGAAGAAUUACUUGGAUUGAUUCCUUCGUACGCUAAAGGUCAACCCAAGUGGUCAGUUCUCAAAGAACUUGGUGUCGGUUGGUGGAUUCGUAGUAAUGCUGUUCUCAAAACAUGCAUUGAAAAAAUAGCAAAAGCUGCAUUCCAACAAAAUCAAGAUCCACUUGACGCUGCAAUAUAUUACUUAGCAAUGAAAAAGAAAAAUUUAGUAUGGGGUUUAUUUCGUAAUAAACGUGAUGAACGCAUGACUUCUUUCUUUGCUAAUAAUUUUACAGAAGAUCGUUGGCGAAAAGCGGCGUUGAAAAAUGCAUAUGCGCUGUUGGGUAGACAGAGAUUCGAUCACGCAGCGGCAUUCUUUUUACUUGCUGGCUCUCUACGUGAUGCAAUUGAAGUUUGUUUGAAUAAAUUGAAUGACAUUCAGCUUGCGAUGGUAAUAUCGAGACUCUACGAAGACGAUAUAACUUCGACGGAAUUCAAACGUUUGUUGUAUGAAGAAAUUUUAGGCUGCGAAGAGAAAAAAACAGUCACGGAUUUAAAUCGUGUGCACCCGGAUCCGUUUUUAAGAAGCAUGGCGCUCUGGAUGUUGAAAGAUUACUCGGGAUCAUUGAAUACUCUGCUGCUAACUAAUGUAGGGACACUGCACUCACAGUACAAUGAUGAGUCUGAAAAACCUGAGGGUGCUACUGCUAAUCCUAAUGUAUUUAAUUUCUACGUUUAUCUUCGUACACAUCCGCUGUUAAUUAGACAGUACAUUGCAUCAACUGCGCAAGACAAAAAGAAAGCAACAUCAGUGGUGUUGUCAGGAUUUAGCUAUGGAACUGAUUCAAAUAAAAGUCAGCCAGACAAACAGCUUACUCUGGAAGACAGUAUAACACCUCUGGAAAGACAGUUAUACUUUACAACAGCUCAUGCUCAUUUCAAAGCCGGAUGUCCUGCGCUGGCACUUGAGGUCUUGUCGAAAUUGCCCAACAAAGUUAUGGAAACCAAUGGUGAAGACACUCCAAGUCUCUUGAACAGUCCGAAUAAAUCUCGAGCACAAAACUCGUUGAUAGACACAGGUAUGAUGAGCUGGGAUGCUCCAACACAAGUUGAUAAACCAGCGGAAUCAAGUUCUGCGAUGGAUUGGGGCAGCUCAGCAGUUGACUGGUCUCAACCAAUUAUCAAAGAACCUGAUGAACUUGAACUCAAGUGGGACGAUGAUGAACCUGCUGAAGACGCUGAAAGUCCGCCUUUGAGUAUGGAUGUAGAGAAGAAGACUGAGGAUUCGAAGCAGCAGAGUAAAAGAGCAGACUCUCCAAAACCAGUAGGACAAUUGGAUAUAAUGGCACAGCAACUGAAAUUCGUAGCAUGUUUAAAAAUUUUGAUGGAAGAACUUUCGACUCUUGCUACGGGAUUCGAAGUCGAUGGCGGACAAUUGCGGUAUCAGUUGUAUAUUUGGCUAGAACGAGAAGUUGAUGCUCUCAGACAGCUUUGUAAUUACAGUGUAAAUACUGAUGGAGAUGUGUCCAAUAUUAAUGAAUACGAUGGUAUUAUGGGUGAAGAUGUUGGACCUUACAAACCCGGCGAACAAUUAACGUUGCACGAAAUCUUACUGUCUGAAAAAUUAGACUUUGAGGCUAAAGUUCAAAGAGCAGCAAGACGAAAAAAAUGGUUAAAAGCUAAUGAAACACUAUUAAGAACGAUGUUGUCUUACUGUUCAUUACACGGUGCAUCUGGAGGUGGAUUAGCAUCAGUAAGAAUGGAAUUAGUUUUACUACUUCAAGAACUACAGCAAGAAAAAACCCAACAGCAAUUACUAAGUCCUUUACCUUUCCCAACAACUUUGCCGCUUCUGAGUGCAAGUGUCGCUUGUAAUAAGACAGUCGUUGCAGAUCCAGUAAGACAUUUGCAGUCUCUUGCAUACGACAUGCUUCAAACACUCGUAGAAUUACGCAGCCCACCAACUUUAAGUAACAACGGCUGUUACUAUGAAAUUUUUACUUUGCGUGAUUUAACCGUAGCCUUGAGUUCUUGUAUCUAUCAAUCUCUUUGUGAUUCCGACACAACCAAAAAUCAACAACCAGAAAUAUUUCCCGCCAUUGCCGAAGUCGAAUCAUUCUCCGGUGGUCAUUUAGUUGCGUCAAACAAAAUCACGCGUCGUUAUUCAUUAGAUGAAACUGUAACAAUAACAACUCCACCGUCCAAGUGGCCUGGAGUAACGAAUCUUCGUGCUCUGUUGGCCCGCGAGAAAGACGAAGACACACCAAAGCUAAACAUACUUUUAUGCGAAUCCUUUGUCUCCACAUAUAUGAGUCUAUUUGUCUAUGCGUUAGCAAGCUGUGACAGUCAUUUACUAUUCCGUCUUGUGGGUCAUCACUUUGACAAUAACACGUGGUCAUGCUUAUUUGGCGGUGGUGUUAAAAAAUUAGUGCGUAUUGCAAGUACUAAUCGCAAUGACAGUGCAUCAGUUGUUGUUGAACGUACUGACAGUAUUUCCGGUGAUAUCCAAGCUGCUGCUGGUGGUGUUUGGAAUACAAUGACGUCAUUGACUAAACAACGUGUGAAAUUGAAUAUGAAAUUAUUGGGACAAUUCACUGGACAAACGCCGAAUAUCAAAGAAGACAAACCGACAUACCGCGAACAAUUUGUAUCACCGCAAAUGAGUAUGGUGUCAUAUUUUUUAAUGAAGCCAAGAAUUGAAAGCGAAUAUGCUGAUGAAAUAGACUAUGACUCAUCGGACUCGGCGGUAUCGGAUCUUGGGUCAUCGGAAGAAGAAGAAGAUGUGUUUGAUACGAAUGCUAAACCAAAGAGUAAACCAAAGGACAAUACUGAGCAUUUAAAUUCAAAUGGUUACAGCUGGUGUGUUAUGAGAUUGGCUAUAGUUAAAAUACUUAAGCAACAGCUCCAAGAUUUUUUAAAUGUUGCGGGUAUUGAAUUACAAGAAUUACCGGUAAGCAGUCCACUGAUACACGCGGUAUUGGGUGUUGUUGCACAGUGGGAAGAUUCACUUAGAGAAGAAUUAGAUGCCAAGGGACCACCGCCGGCAAAUUACAUUCUUGGAUGUACACCUGACCCCAAUCCGUCACCUAGCAAACCCGCUAUUCACAAAUACCGCGCACUGUUGGAAAAAGAAAACACACCUUUUAAUACACGCCUUGCGAGCGCUGCUCCGGUUAAUCGGUUGUGGUGUUAUCUUGUAAGACAAGAGGCCGUUCAAGAUAUUUUUAUUCGUGCGGUAUUUGGUAAGCAUCGUUCACUGUCAGCGAUGAUGGAAAAUGCACAGUCUGCUGUUGAUAGUGCAACACGUAAUGGCAGUGAAGAUAAAGGAAGUGAUAGUGGUACGACAAGUCUUCCUGAGCCUGUUAGAAUUAUUCAUAAAGAACAAGAUAGUAUCAGUGCCUUUUGCCUCAAUCAGGUUAAUCCUGGAUUAAUGGCUUUAGCUACGCCACGAGAAGUACAAGAAAUGGAUAUAUCCUUAUUAUUAGAACUUCCAUCGUGGCUUGAAGAUGAAUGCGAAUUUGAUAUUAUUAAUUUAAAUAAAUCUGUUGAACCAGAACCUGUUCAGCCAACUAGUUUCUUAGUCAUACAAACGGCUGCUGAUAGGCCAUUGUUAGCACAAAAUCCAUUACCAAAUACUCCACAACCACAAUCAGGAAUUGCUAGUCAGAGUGGACGUGGAGCAAGCGUGAUACUCAAGCACAAAAUUGAUGGAAUAAGAAGAGUAUCAGCACAUCCAUUAUUACCUCUGUACUUAACUGGAUCUCAAGAUGGAUCUGUAUCUUUAUGGGAAUGGGGCCAUCAAACAGCAGUAUCAACUCCAAGACCAGCUGGAACAUUUGCUAAAGUAACACGUGUACAUUUUUCACAACAUGGUAAUAAAUUCGGAGUAGCUGAUUCAGAUGGACAUCUCAGUUUAUUCCAAGUCGCGUGUCGUGAAGGAACAGCACGACCUUUCUUUAAUUACCAAUGCCACAGUAAAGUAACUGCUGACUUUGUAUUCCUGGGAGCUUGCAGUCUUGUUGCAACAGCAGGACACGGUUCUGAAGGGCGUAAUGUCGCUCUCUGGGAUACAUUACUUCCACAAAAUAAAUCACUCGUCCAAGGUUUUACGUGUCAUGAUCAGGGAGCGAGUUCAGUAAUUCUUGCACCUCAGCAUCAAUUAUUAAUAAGUGGUGGUAAGAAAGGUGAUAUUAAUAUUUUUGAUGUACGACAAAGACAACAGAGACAUCGAUUCCAAGCUCAUGAAUCAGCCAUUAAGUGCCUGGCACUUGAUCCACACGAAGAAUUUUUUGUUAGUGGAGCUGGUGAUGGAGAUAUAAAAGUAUGGGCACUCACUGUCCAUUCUUUAUUAUACUCAUUUCCUGGUGAACAUCCUCGAUCAAGUUUCUUUAAAAAUAUUGGCCAGGGUGUAACGCAACUGCAUGUAGACUCCGCUGGUCGUUUAUUCUCGUGUGGUGCAGACGGUUCAAUGAAAGUUCGUCAGUUACCUGAACGGGAUUGCGUAGUACAUUCAAUUUAUUAGGACUAAGUUUAUUAUUUAAUCAUAAAUCGCUAGUUGAGUAAGUAAAUAAAAGUGGGUAAGAGGCAAACCAAAAUAUAUAAUAACAAUUACCAUAAAAUAUUUAAACGUAAUGGUUAAAGUCAAUGAAAAAAAAAUAAUAAUACCAAUAGUUAUAAUAGUAGAAGUAUUAAAAAUAUAUUUUUGACAAUCAAAUUUAAUUUGUUUUCAUAUAGAUUUUUAAAAAAUAAUUAUUUUGUCUUACAUUAAAUUUCUUCCAAUUUUUUAAAUCACUGCCAAAGUUACUGAAAUAUUUUAUCUGUAAAUUCAAAGUUUAAGUUUCUUUUUUUUUCCCUGACUAUAACCAUUCACGGCCGACGCUAUCGCUUAAUAGAUAAAUAAAUAAUUGCAGGUUAAUUAUCAAAGUCUCUAUGAAUAAAUAAAAAAAAAAAGUUAUAAAAGUAUAAAAAAUAUUUAAAUAAUCGAAUUGAUAUAUUGUAGCAUGUAAUGGCAAUUAAAUCAUCUUUGCGUUUUAAAAAUAUUUUACUCGCUUUAGAUGCAUUUGAUAUGCAAUCAAUCAUUAGUAUAUAUCUAUAUAAAUAUUAAAUAACACUAUUAUUUUAAAUAAUUAUUUUAAACAGCAUUUUUGCAUCACAAGGCCUAUUUAAAUUUAGUAAAUUAUCUAUAACAUUCUACUCUUCCUUUGUCUAUUUAAUAAUUAUUUAUAUAUAUUAGACUGCCAAAUAAAAUCGAUACUUUUUUUCGACCUGACACGAAAAUUAUAUUGGUUGUAACAUAGAUAAAAUAGGUAUCAAGUAGGCUCUUUAAGUCAAUUAAAAAUCGCGCGCUCACUUGAAUAAUAUUCCGUUUAAAAAACAUGGGAAAAGUUUUUCUUUGAAACUUUAAAUGGAAAAGACCAUAAUGUAUUUUUGUAGAGAAUUGAAUGCUCUAUAAAAAAGGUCUCUUAUGAUGUUUUGAUAAAUCCAGCCGUUCAAAAGUUAUUUAAGGGGGGAAACGGGUCUGAGAUAAAAAAAAAAAAAAAAAAAAAAAAAAAGAGCGAAUUUUUGUGAUUUUUUUUUCAGAGUAGUUUCUUUAUUAACAUUUUUAAAAUUUGUGACAUUAUUAAGCAACAUUCUAAGAAUAUUCUGAUAAAUUUUCAUAAAAAAAUUUUGAAAAAUAAGCCAGUGGUAGUGGGGAGAGACAAGUCACCUCAAAGUCUCCAUGCCGUAAGCAAAAUAACUCAUAACUGUCUCAUCUGAAAUAAAAAAACCAAAAAGAUUUCUUUAGUACAUAAGUUUGAUAGAUUUGAACGAAGGAAUAAACUAAAUAUUUAUUUUUGAAUUUUUGGUAAAGGUGCAAUCAAAAAACUUUGAUUUUUGUCGAAAAUUGCUCCUUUUGUUUAAUUAAAAAAUAAUUAGUUAUUGAAAAAAAAAAUCCUUCGUUCAAAUUUAGGGAUAAACUUAUGUACUAGAGAAAUCUUUUUGGUUUUUUGGUUUCAGAUGAGGCAGUCAUGAGUUAUCCUGCCUGCAUGGAGAUUUUUUUUUAGUGACUCGUCUCUCCCCACUACCACUGGCUCAUUUUUCAAUAUUUUCUUAUGAAAAUUUAGCAGAAUAUUCUUAGAAUAUUGCUUAAUAAUGUCACAAAUUUUAAGAAUUUUAAUAAAGAAACUACUCUGAAAAAAAAAAUAAUCACAAAAAUAUAAGCGAGCGCGCAUUUUGUAAUUGAGUAUAAGGGCCCAACUUCACACUCAAUUUUUUUUAUGUUACAUUACCGAAGAAAAAAGUAUCGAUUUAUAUGGCACAGUCUAAUAUAUCUUUAAAAUCUUUCAUCUAUUAAAUAAAAAAAUAUUUAUCAUCUCUCCUUCUUUUAUAUUAAUAAUUUUCUUCAGUACUUUUUAUCUGACUGCAUUUUCAGUAGCAUCAGUAGACUUGCAAACAAAUAAAAAUAAACAAUAAUAAAAUAAAUAUUUAAAAAGUAUAUACAGUAAUAAAAUAUAACAGAUAUUUUUGUUGACUAUAAAUGUGUGGAGUAUUGCAGCUUUCAAUCAGGAUAAAAGAACCUAAACAUAAAUAAAAACUAAAAAAAAAAAAUAUCUCACUCUAUUCUAUUAUCUAUUUACUCUACUGUUAAAUAUAUGCGUGAAAUGAUAAUUAUUAUAAUAAUAUUAAUAUUACAGAGUUAUUUAUAUUAUAAUAAUAAUCGAUUGAUAAUAAUAAUAAUAACAACAAUAACUGUAUAUUAAUUAUUCGACGCCGAAUUGCAUGAUAGACGUUAUCAUUAACAGCCAACGAUUUCAAGUAACCAAGUCAUCAAUAAUAUUUAUUAAACCAUGAAAGUAAUUAACUAAUAUAUACAAUAAUAAUUAUAGUUAUUUAUUUUAUUUAAUAGCAAAUAAUAAAUAAUUAAAUAAAUUUGUUACUUGAAAUUGUAAUGAUAAUAUAUUUAAUUAGGCACCAGCUUAUGAGCAAUCCGUUGGACCCGCAUUCAUUUUUAAAAUUAAACUUAAUUUUAUUUUUACUCUUUUUGUUAGCUUUGAUAGUUAACUUUAAUUUUAAAAAAAAGUUCCCGCUUUUAUUUGAAAAUAAAAUAAAAUUCUUAAAAAUUAUGGUUCAAUUUAACGCUCAUUCAAAUGAUAAUUAAUUAAUUGAUUUAUUAAUUUAUAAUUUAUAUACAUUGUACAAUAGUUAACUUAUAUUUAUAUUAUUAUUAUUUUUUUUAAAAAGCCGCAGGUAGGCGAUUACACUAUCGAUAGCAGAGUCAUUACGCUUAUCCAUUAUUCGUAUAUAAAUAAUUCUCAGUAUAAAUAUUUGACAAAAAAAGAAGUAAAAAAAUUAGUAUGUAAUAAAAAAAAUAAACGAAUUAAUUUCCGUAUGAUCUUGUAAUGCAGAUUGUUCAAGAUUGUUGGAGAUCGAGUGGUCUAUAAAGAGGCUUAAGCGUCAACAAAUUGAUUGAUAAUUAAUAGCUAAUAAUUAAAUUAUUUAAAUAAUUAAUAAAACUUGAGGAUAAUAAAUUGCACUUGGUCUUGAUUAUUAAGGCAAUCAUAUUAUUCGAAUAAAUUGUUAAAACAAAUGUUAUGUGAAGUUAUAUUUAAUAUUAAACAAUAAUAUGUAUGUAUAUAUAUAAAUAUUGUGUAGAAAAUGAUGAAAACUAAAAAAAAAUGAGUAUAAAAUUAAUAAUGAUAAUAAAAAAAACAAUAACGAAAUGAGAUCGUAAUAUAUAUUGUUAUUAGUUAAGAUAAAUUACGAUAAUAAAGCAAUUAAACACAAAUGUAUGAACUUAUAUAUGUAAAAGUCAAAUUACAGUAUUGUACACUUUAU